AUGGCUCAUGUUCUUCUUCCAAAGAAUACGUUCAAUGAUGAUAUAGGUGAUUCUUCACCAAGCUCGGAAGAGGCUUUUCAUUCAAGUCUUUAUAUGAAUUUUACAUUUUACGUCAAUGACUCCCAUCCUGAUGUUUUAUCAUCAUCAUCAUCAUCAUAUAUCGAUUGCUCACUUUCCAAUCCCUGUACCAAUGUGAGUCAAGUCGUUCAAACACUCAAUGCACUUCUCUCCAACGACCAAAAAGAUACAACAAUCAAGAACUUUCUGAGCCAGCCCGUAGUCGUCCAGAAAUUCGUGGUCGUACAAGUGAUCCUUCAAACCAAUGCCAUAAUGACCACACAUUUCACUGAGCUUUCAUCCUUUCCUAACUUGUUCUAUGUAUUUAGAUUUUCAUCUGCUGUGUGGAAGGAUGGAAGAGUUUCACUCGUUGGAGCUUCCAUCAUUGACACAUUUCGAACGGAUAUUUAUUGGAUGCAAUUUUCAAAUUUGGAAUUACAAUUAACGUUAUAUUCCUAUGCAGGUACAAACUUGGGAGCUGUGAAUUGUACAUUUUCAAAAUUCACCUUUGAAACAACUGCUGUCAUUCGCUCGUUUAAUGUUGAAAACUCUUCUUUUGAGGAUUCUUCGAUCACACUUGCAGGAUGUGACAUGGUUGUUUUCAGAAAUGUAGAACUUUUCAAUCGUUUAACGGUGAAAUGCAAACAAGCAAGUAAUUUUAUUGUAGAUCAUGUGACAUCAAAGCCGUUUAUGGAAAUUGAUAUUAGAGUUGAUUUUUCGAGGAAAACUCUCUUUAAGAAUGUGUUUUUUGAAGACUUUUCUGGAAAGAUUACAUUGACAAGCAAUAUGGCUGUAGCUUUUGAAAAUUGCAAUUUUAAAAGAAGUGCAACAUACUUGCCACUUGUCACGAUGAAUGUUGGAGAUUUGUUAAUCAUGACCAAUUGUAUAUAUCAGCAAGGAUAUGCAUUCUUAUUCUUAAAUAAUGUGGUUCGAGUGGUCAUGACCAACGUAAGAGCUCUCAACAACACAAUACUCGCACAGAAAUCCUUUGAGAUAACCUCUCCUAUCAGUGCUGUGAUAACUCUCACCAUUUCCAAAUCAGUUUCCAUCAAAAACUCUUACUUUGACAGAAAUAUUGGUCUGGAUCAAGGAUCAGCCAUCCAUUCUCAAAAUAUAAGAGAAUUUAAAGUGUCAGCAAGUACCUUUACGAACCAUGUUGGAACAGCAAUCUAUUUCACAAGUACGGCCACCAUGGAAAGAGGUAUAGAAAUUCAAAGCUCUCAUUUCGAAAACAAUACAUGCAAUGGAUUUGGAGGAGCAUUGAUGUUGACUGGACAUGUUCAACAAGAUACCUCUUCCUAUAUGGUCGUGUCUGCCUCGACAUUUAUAAGAAAUUUUGCAAAAUUAUCUGGAGGUGCAAUUUACGCCGAGCAUACUUCCUCCAUGCUAAUCACACGUUCCAUUUUCGAACAUAAUCAUGUGGAGGUUCAACACUCAUAUUUCACAGAUGGUAAUUACCAACGAGGAACAGGUGGAGCUCUCUUUAUUGGUAAGAAUACUCACACGGCUUUGCUUUUUCAAUCAACAUUUAAUGACAAUUCAGCAAGCUAUGGUGGAGGAAUUUUUUAUGUGAAGAAUUCCGUUCAGAAAGUUAAUUUUUGUAAUUUUUUGAAUAAUAGAGCCACUGUCAAUGGAGCUGCCAUAUUUCAUUAUCUGCCAGACACUGCAAAGACAGCAAUCAGUUUCACCAAUUCAAGUUUUAGAAACAAUCUAGCUCAAAGAUAUGGCCACAAUUAUUUCACAUCAGUGACGUCGGUCCAUUUUGACAGAACUAGAACGAUUGAACUCUAUCCAGGACAAGUCAUGAAUAUUGAUAUGAAAGCAUUUUCUUAUGAUCAAUUGGUCCCAACAAACGUGGAGCAAUUUCAAAUCAUUGGCAAUGAUAAUUUUCUGGUCCAUGUCCAUAUGCUUAAUCAUUCAUUGGAAGUGACACUUUAUUUAACCAAAGAAAACGAACCAGUUGGUACAUUAUUCAACACUACACUUCAAUAUGAAAGUCAAAAGACAGAGCCCUUCUUACCUUUCAAACUAACCUCAUGUCCCUAUGGUACAGCAUUACAAUAUCGACCAUUCUACAACUUGAACAACUCUGCAGGAUUUGUAUGUGCUCCAAAACCUGAUGUACUAGCCAUCUCUCUUGGAGUGUCCAUUCCACUGUUGCUCAUAUUCUUUGCAUUGGGAUUCGUAUUGAGCUAUCUCUGUAUAGUGUUAGGUCAUAGACUCAAAAAGAAAUUGAAACGUUUAGCAGAGAAAGAAAAAGCUGAAAAAGCAGUUGAACAGAAAAUUCUUGAUAAGCAUAUUAUAUUUGGUAACGGAUGGCAAGAACAUGACACGACUACAACGUUCAAUGGUGGUUGUACUUCCUAUAGCCGAUCUUUAACGUCACCCUUACUUGGAUCGCAAGAUGUAGAAUAUUUAGAAUUGAGUGAAUACACGACGAAUAGAACAUUGUCUGAGAGCAAGAAACAAUCCUUCCUCAUUUCGAUCAACGACUUGGAAAUUGUCAAAAGAAUUGCUGAAGGAGGAAAUGGUGUGGUGUAUCAAGCCAAGCUAUGGAAAAAGUUGGACGUGGCAGUCAAAUCAUUGAAACAAAAUUGUGAUGAUGACGAAGAGUUUGAACAGGAAGUUUCAUUGUUGGCCAGUCUAGAUCAUUUGAAUAUUUUAAAGUUUUAUGGUAUUUCAGUCACUGAAACGAGCAAAUACAUGAUUACAGAAUAUUUAGAAAAUGGAUCAUUGGACAAGAUGAUUUAUCGUGGGAGAAUUGGAAAUGAAGGAGCGCUUAAUUUCAUUCAAAAAUUGCAGGCACUCGAAGAUGUGAGUUGUGGAAUGAAUUACCUGCAUUCAUUGAAACCUGCCAUUGUUCACAGAGAUUUAAAACCUGGAAAUAUUUUACUCGAUAGUAAAAUGACAUGUAAGGUGUGUGAUUUUGGACUGUCACGUAUUGUUGGAAAUUCAAGCAAUACCAUGACAAAGAAUAUUGGUACAUUGUUUUAUAUGAGUCCAGAAUUGAUUUCAGGAAAAACCACAAGCUCCUCGACAGAUUCUUAUCAAGACAAACUUUUGAAAGCGACAAAAAUUGAUGUUUUCAGUUUUGGAAUUAUCAUGUGGGAAUUAUUCUUUGAAAUUGCUCCUUAUUCAAGCAGUGAAAAAACCAAAACAUUUGGAAAUGAAAUUCCCAUUGUCAAUAUUUUAAUUCACGUCAUGAACGGUGGAAGACCAUCCAUUCCAUUCAAAAACAAACAUGAAUUGUCAGAGUGGUUGGAUUUAUAUCCUUUACAAGGUUUUCCAAAGAGUGAAAUACUUCUUGACAUCAUUCUGGAAUAUUUUGAAUGGACUCAAAAAUGUUGGUCUGAAGAAAUCUUGUCACGACCAUCCUUUGAAGACAUUCACCAUGCAUUGAAAAUACUGAAACAGAAACUUUCUCAAACUGUUGUCAUUCAGUGA
Naegleria lovaniensis is the source of this 3501-nucleotide messenger RNA. RefSeq lists its product as uncharacterized. Lineage: Eukaryota; Heterolobosea; Eutetramitea; Acrasida; Naegleriidae. The record is from RefSeq and is a predicted model, not a curated record. The coding region runs from base 1 to 3501 and encodes 1166 amino acids. The transcript has 3 exons. Gene Ontology annotation, biological process: protein phosphorylation. Gene Ontology annotation, molecular function: protein kinase activity; ATP binding.